Molecule: messenger RNA, 3155 nt
Organism: Falco peregrinus (peregrine falcon)
Lineage: Eukaryota; Metazoa; Chordata; Aves; Falconiformes; Falconidae
Product: serine protease inhibitor A3M-like
Exons: 9
Coding region: 1-2388 (795 amino acids)
Biological process (GO): negative regulation of endopeptidase activity
Molecular function (GO): serine-type endopeptidase inhibitor activity
Source: RefSeq, a predicted model, not a curated record
AUGCUACUGCAGCCUGUAGCAAACAGUGUUUGUCAGUUUGCAUGUUGUUUCUACAAAGAGAUUUCUUCUCGUGAAAACAGUGGGAAUAUUUUCUUCUCUCCUUUGAGCAUCUCUACUGCCCUUGCCAUGCUGACUCUGGGUGCCAGAUCAGACACUCUGACACAGAUUCUUAGGGUCCUUAACUUCAACCCACGUGAGAUUUCUGAAAAUGAAAUACAUGAAGGUUAUCGUCAACUCAUUCAAAUGGUAAACAGAAAGAAUGAGGGGUUACAGCUGAAUAUGGGAAAUGUCCUGUUUGUGCUUGACCGACUGAAGCCACAAGACAAAUUUUUAAGUAAUCUCAGAAACUUCUAUGAAGGAGAAGCUUAUCCGAUGAACUUCAAGAGGGCUGACCAAGCCCAGAUAAAGAUCAACGAAUAUGUAGCAGCAAGAACCAAUGGGAAAAUCAAGGACCUCAUAAAUAACCUUGAUCCACUUACUGAAAUUCUCCUUAUUAGCUACAUUUAUUUUAAUGCUGAAUGGGAAAAACCUUUCGAUCCAAAAUACACUAAAAAGAGCAAAUUCUUUGUGAAUGGGAACAAGGCUGUUGAAGUUCCUAUGAUGUUUGGAAUGGGCAUAUUCAAGCAUGGCUAUGAUGACCAGCUGUCUUCCACGGUGGUGCAAAUGGAUUACAAAGGAGGUGCUUCAGCAUUUUUUAUUCUGCCUGAUCAAGGAAGAAUGAAGAAGCUGGAGAAAAGAUUGUCUUGUGAACGUAUGUCAAGGUGGAGGACAUUAGUCUCAAAAAGCUCAGCAAAUUUGUAUCUUCCAAAAUUCACUCUUUACGGGACAUAUAAUCUAAAGGAUAUUUUAUAUAAAAUGGGCAUCAUGGAUGUAUUCACUGAUAAGGCUGACCUGUCUGGGAUCACUGGGCAGCCCCAGCACAGAAUUUCCCAGGCUAUUCAUAAGGCUGUAGUAAAGGUGGAUGAGACUGGCACCGAAGCAGCAGCUGCCACAGGCAUGGAAAUAGUGCCUAUGUCUGUUCCAGCUACCAUUGUAUUCAACAGCAGUAGCCAGAAUCCUUUUCGAAAGGAUUAUUUGGAAGAGUUGAUACAUGUCCAUUACAAUGGUUUGAUUGAGUUUGAAAAGAAGAUGAAGUAUCUCCUGUGCCUGUGUUUACUCCUUGCUGUUCUUUGUGCUGUAACCCAUUGCCACCAUGAAGACAUUUGCCAUGAAGUCAAAAAUACUAAUCUGCGCACUGGAAGAGAAAGUUUAUUAGCGCAUUACUGUGACAAGCAAGGCACUAACUACGCAGAUUUUGUAUUUAGAUUUUACAAGCAGGUUAUAUCAAAAGAAGCUGAUAAAAAUGUUUUCUUUUCUCCCAUGAGCAUCUCCACUGCCUUUGCCAUACUGGCUCUUGGUGCUAAGUCAACCACCCUUUCUCAGAUUUUUGAAGGACUGGGCUUUGACAAUCUGACUGAGACUCGCAUCCAUGCUAUACAUGAAAGUUUCCAUAAAGUUUUAGCAGUGCUGAAUUGUACUGAUGCUAACAUCACAUUAAAUAUAGGGAAUGCCCUUUUUACAGCUAUCGGGUAUGAACCACAGGAGACAUUUUUACAAAAUACCAAACAAUUUUAUGAUGCAGAUUUUUUUUCUAGCAAUUUCCAUAAACCACAAGAAGCUAAGAAGCAAAUCAAUACAUAUGUAAAGGAGAAAACCAAGGGGAAAAUUCCUGAAUUAAUUGGUCAUCUUGAUCCAAGUACUGCACUGGUUCUUGUUAACUACAUUUAUUUUAAGGCUGCCUGGCAAAAGUCUUUUGAUCCUUUGCGUACAUAUGAGGACGAUUUUUUUCUGAACACAAAUGCAUCAGUUAGAGUCAACAUGAUGCAGCAAGAAGGUAACUAUGAAAGUUACUACGACCAGGAUCUCUCUUGUGAGGUGAUAGAGCUGCCCUACCAGGGCACUGCACGAACAUUGUUCAUUCUGCCUGAUAAUGGAAAGAUGAAGCAAGUGGAAGAUGCUCUCUCCAAGGAAACUGUGUGUAAAUGGGAUAGCAAACUUGUGACCAGGAGAUUAGUUCUGCAGUUACCAAAGUUUUCUGUUAGUGGGUCUUACGAUGUUAAAAACCUGUUCAAGGAAAUGGGCAUUACUGACGUAUUCUCUAGUGAUGCUGAUCUGUCUGGAAUUAGUGGCAGCUGUAAUCUUCAGGUUUCACAGGCAAUUCACAAGGCCCUGGUGGAAGUUGAUGAGGCAGGAACUGAGGCUGCAGGAAGCACAGCCAUAAUCCUUAACAAAGUUUUCCAUCCUCCUGUUACCAUCAAAUUCAACAGGCCCUUCAUUAUCUUGAUUUCUGACAAAGAAACCAGCACCACACUUUUCAUCGGGAAAAUUGUCAAUCCUACUGAGAAGUAAUUGCUGAAUUAUUUGGCAUAUUGGUAUUCGGUAUGAGUUAUGAUGGGUACCGUGUUUGCAGUUGUGGGCUAGUUAGUGCUACUAACUAGUCUAUGAUUGAGGGAUAUUCAGAAGUAAAUGAGGAAUUUCAAUAUCAAAUUAAUAAGCAAAAAAAUGGUAGCAAAACCUGAACAACUGACAGUUUUUAAAUGUAAUAUUUUCCCCAGAUCAGUAAUUUGAGUUGUUAGUACAUUUCCCCAAUUUUCCUUGGAAGACAGUUUUUUCUAAAGUCUGCUGUUAUUUUUAUAAGUGAAUUCUCUCUGCUAAGUGGUUUUGUUCAGACUGCUUUCCAUUGCGGGUUAUUCACCAAAAGCUUUAUCCCAACAGGUAACAAGUCCCUUGCAAUUCUAUUACCUCUUCUCCAGGACCUGACAAUGAUCAGUAUUCACCUGAGCUGGUCCCUGCAGUGUCCUUUCUUCCUUACACAGCUCUUUGCUGCCUAGGCCACUGUGGUUUGCCCUCAACCAACCUGUUCUUUCUCACAUGUUCCAACUCUUUGCCUAGGACAUCUUAAAAAAACAUUGACAGAGAGAAAAUCCCUGAGGCAAUAGACUUAUUCUGCUGUAGCACUCACUGUAAGUCCCUUUUUGCAGUCCACAAGGUCAGCAAAAAACAUUGAGACAGUGAUAUUAGGAAUAAACUGUCAAAGAAUUGUCCUAUGACAAUUUCAUCCAUGAGUUAUUGCUAUAGCCAAUGAAUAAAAUAAACAUUAUCAUUUAAAUCCAUCA